CUAUAUUUUCAUAUUUAUGCUAUUUUGCCAUUAAAGUUUCUACAUUUCUUCUUCCCACAAAAACAAAACCACCACCACCACCACCAAAGUGUCAUCAUUCAAGCCUCAUCUUUCUCUCCACCUUUUAAUGUUUUUAGUUUAUGUUUGUUGGGUCGAAGAACGAUGAUUAAGAGAUAGUGCUUGAUUCUGAAGGUUGGGUUGUGGGUGGAAUUUGGUGUUCUUUUUGCCAGUUAUUCAGAUAGGAAAAGCAUGGAUAGAAUGAUUCAGCCUCCAUUGGUUGAUACAACGGCUUGUUUAUGUAGAGUAGAUGCUGGGCUCAAAACUGUUUCUGGAGCGAAAAGAUAUGUACCCGGUACAAAGCUGUGUCUCCGACCUGAUAUUAAACCAUCCAUUCAUCCAACAAGGAGCAAGCCAACACGUGGUGAUAGGAGCUGUUACCAACCUCCUCUGCUCCCAGGACUCCCCGAUGAUCUUGCUAUUGCUUGCCUAAUACGUGUCCCACGAGUUGAGCACAGAAAGCUCCGCCUGGUCUGCAAAAGAUGGUAUAGACUUUUGUCUGGUAACUUCUUUUAUUCACUCCGUAAGAGCCUUGGAAUUGCAGAAGAAUGGAUAUACAUUAUUAAGAGAGAUCGAGAUGGAAAAAUUUCUUGGCAUGCCUUUGAUCCCGUGUACCAGCUCUGUCAGCCACUCCCUCCUGUCCCCAAGGAAUAUUCUGAAGCCCUUGGUUUUGGAUGUGCUGUCCUCAGUGGUUGUCACCUUUAUCUGUUUGGUGGUAAGGAUCCCUUAAAGGGAUCAAUGCGACGAGUCAUAUUUUACAGUGCCAGGACAAACAAAUGGCACCGUGCCCCAGAUAUGCUUCGUCGAAGACAUUUCUUUGGUUCAUGUGUUAUAAACAACUGCUUGUAUGUUGCUGGUGGAGAGAAUGAAGGGGUACAUCGAUCAUUAAGGUCUGCUGAGGUAUAUGAUCCCAACAAGAGUAGAUGGUCUUGUAUUUCAGAUAUGAGUACGGCAAUGGUGCCCUUCAUUGGGGUUGUAUACGAGGGGAAGUGGUUCUUGAAGGGGCUUGGAUCUCACCAACAGUUGAUGAGUGAAGUCUACCAACCCGAAACAGAUAGCUGGUACCCCGUCUAUAACGGAAUGGUUGCAGGCUGGCGGAACCCUUGUACUUCUCUAAAUGGGCAUCUUUAUGCUUUGGAGUGCAAGGAUGGUUGUAAGCUAAGGGUUUACGACGAAGUGACUGAUUCUUGGAGUAAGCAUAUUGACAGUAGGAUACAUUUGGGGAAUUCUCGAGCUUUGGAAGCAGCAGCUCUCGUUCCACUCAACGGGAAACUCUGCAUCAUUAGGAAUAAUAUGAGCGUAUCUCUGGUCGACGUUUUGAAAUCCGACGAUCUGAGGGGAGCUACUGCUGAACAUUUAUGGGAAACUAUAGCGGGGAAGGGUCAGUUCAAGACCUUGUUUACAAACCUUUGGUCUAGCCUCGGUGGCCGGAACCGGCUGAAGAGCCACAUUGUUCACUGCCAGGUUCUUCAAGCAUGAUGACUGUAAAUUUUGUUUCCUCGUGCCUAUCGGCAUCUCUUGGAACGUGCCGUGCACGCAUAAAUCCGCCGUAGUAGCUGCCUGUCAAUGUCGAAGGAUUUGGAUACACCAUAAGGUAUGGAAUGGGGAUUAGUGCGAGGGGUUACAAACAUUUAUAUAAUACACUUCUUGUUAAAAUGUAGAAAGCUUGUUCACUUGUUCUUCAGCUUUUUCACCAUUUAAGCACGAAAUUUUCAACAUGGUUGAAGGCUUCUGUUUCUUGUAUUCA
Molecule: messenger RNA, 1804 nt
Organism: Hibiscus syriacus
Lineage: Eukaryota; Viridiplantae; Streptophyta; Magnoliopsida; Malvales; Malvaceae
Product: F-box/kelch-repeat protein At1g55270-like
Exons: 3
Coding region: 250-1536 (428 amino acids)
Molecular function (GO): protein binding
Source: RefSeq, a predicted model, not a curated record